Molecule: messenger RNA, 732 nt
Organism: Nothoprocta perdicaria
Lineage: Eukaryota; Metazoa; Chordata; Aves; Tinamiformes; Tinamidae
Gene: CABP7
Product: calcium binding protein 7
Exons: 5
Coding region: 33-680 (215 amino acids)
Molecular function (GO): calcium ion binding
Source: RefSeq, a predicted model, not a curated record
CAGGGGGGUGUUAGGCAGGGAAAGCUCCGAAGAUGCCUUUCCACCCGGUGACGGCGGCGUUGAUGUACCGGGGCAUCUACACGGUCCCCAACAUCGUCGCCGAGCAGCACCCCGUGGAGAUCCCCGAGGACGAGCUGGAGGAGAUCCGCGAGGCCUUCAAGGUGUUUGACCGCGAUGGCAACGGUUUCAUCUCCAAGCAGGAGCUGGGCACAGCCAUGCGCUCGCUGGGCUACAUGCCCAACGAGGUAGAGCUGGAGGUCAUUAUCCAGCGGCUCGACAUGGACGGUGAUGGCCAGGUGGACUUCGAGGAGUUCGUGACGCUGCUGGGCCCCAAGCUGUCCACCUCGGGCAUCCCGGAGAAGUUCCAUGGCACUGACUUCGACACUGUCUUCUGGAAGUGUGACAUGCAGAAGCUGACGGUGGACGAGCUGAAGCGGCUGCUCUACGAGACAUUCUGUGAACACCUCUCCAUGAAGGACAUCGAGAACAUCAUCAUGACGGAGGAGGAGAGCCACCUGGGCACGGCCCAGGAGUGCCCCGUGGACGUGGAGACCUGCUCCAGCCAGCAGAUCCGGCAGACGUGCGUGCGCAAGAGCCUCAUCUGCGCCUUCGCCAUCGCCUUCAUCAUCAGCGUCAUGCUCAUCGCCGCCAACCAGGUGCUGCGCAGCGGCAUGAAGUAGUGACACCCGGGCCCGCCGCCUCUGGGCAGCCCUGCCAAGAGAGAUUUAUAUA